Messenger RNA from Salvelinus namaycush (lake trout), 2596 nucleotides. RefSeq lists its product as uncharacterized. The record is from RefSeq and is a predicted model, not a curated record. The transcript is spliced from 14 exons. Bases 94 to 1977 code for a protein of 627 amino acids. Lineage: Eukaryota; Metazoa; Chordata; Actinopteri; Salmoniformes; Salmonidae.
UCUCACGCAAUAACAUGGGCAUGCAUUUAUACCUGUGCAUUGUAUAGGUAAAUUGCUUAAAACCAGGAAUGUUGCAACAAAAAAACAAUCAGGAUGAGUGGAACUGAAGGUGGAGAGCAGUCCCUGUUCUUUCUAAUUCUCCCUGACCUGAGGAAGCUGUGCUGUGUCACCCUGUCCUUGCAGUCUGAUGACGGAGAAGUGAGAAACAAGCAGGUGAAAACAUGCAGGGAGCUGUUGUUAUUGUAUGCAGACAUCAUUGCCUCUCCGGUAUUGGGGUGCUUCUCAGAGAUCACAAUGGUGAUGGCGAUUCCCUUUUUUAAAAGAGGAAUAGUACAAUCUUAUAUACAACGACACAGUCUGCAGAUGGGCUCUCCUCAGAGGGUUCUCCCUGGUAUUCUGCAGACCUGUCUGUCCUACUCCUUGACCAGCAGGCUGGCUCCAAACUGGAACAAAGUCGGACAGUUCCUUAUUGCUGGGAGGGAUUUUCUGGCUGAUUCGAAGAAGCUCAAUGCCAUUGUGAUGGAGCUGAGUGCCAAUGAGAGCCAGCUGUGUGUCAGUGUGGAGGCCAACACUGUCCGACUCCCUCCAAUCAGGUUGGCGGACUUUGACAUCCCUCCCACGGUCCUGAGGAACUUCCAUAGCCAGCCAGAUGCUGUUAUCCAGACCUCCAUGUCUAGCAACUGGUGUUACAUUCUGCCAAGCAUGAAAAGGGGUCAGAUCGUCAGCAUCAGUCACCGGAUGCCCACCGAGAGCCCCUUCCAGUGCUACGCUGAUAUCCAGAAUCACUGGAGCAGUUUGUAUGGCUACCAACUCCCCCAAAUUGAUGAGGAAGAAGUGAUUUAUUGCAACGUAUACUUCAAACUGGUUGGAGAAAGGCUGUUCACAUACCCUCUGAGCUGUAUCCGGACUGAGCCUGUGCAGCGCUGUCCCAGGGUGGACCUCCAGGGGGCGCUCAGCUCCUUCCUAUCCCACCUGAGGGAGAGCCUGCAGACUGUCUGUGGCUUCCCAGCCCGCAUGACCAGCAAGCCCUGCUACCACACCACCAGCCUGUUAAGCAUCGCCUCAGCACAGGUGGCUAGUGGCAAACCAGUGAACUUGACGACCAAGUCAGCUAGCAGGCCUGUGCUGAGUCAACUCCAUGCUCCCUGCCCCCUCAAGCCCUCAUUUGGGGGGGCACCAGGCGCCCAGACUCUCAGCCAGCCAGUGGGACAGAGUGGCAGCAGCAGCUAUCUCAGCACUGGAAGAACCCAGGGGGUCCAUCCCACACCCCCUCAGAGUUAUACCCCAGGGAGAGGCUUGCCCACCUCCUCUCUCUAUCCCAGUGCAGCCCCUCCCCAACCCACCACACACCCCCAACACAGCCAGGCCCCACUGACUGGACCCAAGAUGGUACCCAUCUUCAAGAACAAGACCCUCCCGCGCCAUGUCAAUGUCACCCAGCUUUUGGCUGAGAAGCAGCAGAGGAGAGCCGAGGAGCAACGGCAGACACCUGUGUCGGGACAGAAGAGGGCCUGCCCAGCCUUCUCUUCCUUUUCCUCCUCGUCUGUUCCCCUCUCUUUGCUUUCCUCGUCUACCUCUUCCAAGUGGACAGAGGAAGCCCGCCGGCCCACUCCAGCGUCCAUGCCUCACUUGACCCCCUGUCCGCGGCCUGAAGGGGUUUCCCCACAUUCCUCCCAGGUGCACGCUAGUGAGAGCGCUUUCAGAGUGAGGGACGAGAUCGCCUCGGGUCCCCCUCAUCUUCUUCCAUCUGGCCUGCUAGGCAACAGAGGGGGGGACUGGUUUGAGUCAAAACCAAAGAAGCCAAAGUCUGCAGUGCAGGAUGUGGAUGUGGAGAAGCACGCGAGAAGUAACCAGCUGUCGAAGAUCAAUGUGACGACCCUGCAGGCCUGGCUGAAGAGCCGCGGAGUGGUGGUACGGUCCAAGGAAAGGAAAGAGGAGCUGGUGUCCAAGGUCAUGCGUUGCCUGAGUGAAUCUUGAGUAGUGAGGGUCACCUUCCAGACAGACACAGAGAGGGUCAUUUUACACUAUGCAACAUCACAGAGAACGAGCUGGUUUUACGGGUCAUUGAUAGUGAGCUUUGUAUUGCUAUCAGGUCUCUGUGUUAUCAUUCUUGAAUGAUAUGUACUGUACCUGUAUGGUGUUCUUGUUAUGAAGUUAAUACCCACUUGGCACAGAAGUCAAUUCAACUGAGUUAGUAAGAUGUUUCUGGCCUUGAGUUUGAGGUAAGAACAGAUCAUUUUAUGUAAUAUAUUUAUUGAAUUUAUUUGUUUAACAUAAAAAGAGUAAUAUCUCCUAUUUAUAUAGUUUUGUUUUAUAUUUUAGUAAUUUUUAUUAAUCCCCAUUUCUUGCUUUUCUUGUUCAAUAUGUCAUUUUCUGUAGUAUGUCUGAGCUUUAUUUCAGAAAAGAUAAAAGCAAAUGUCUGUUAAUGGAGUUUUCAUUUCAGAGUAGUACUUAUUCAAUAUUCAGAUCCUUUGAAAUUGUGCAUACACAUUGAUUGCCAUAAUAAAACGAAGAUGUUUUUAAUAUUAAAUAGAAAGGAUUCCCCAUGUAAAAUGAAUAUGGCCCCCUUACAUUUUCUGCUCUUUGCAGAGUGAAU